Molecule: messenger RNA, 2251 nt
Organism: Calliphora vicina (urban bluebottle blowfly)
Lineage: Eukaryota; Metazoa; Arthropoda; Insecta; Diptera; Calliphoridae
Gene: Acox57D-d
Product: acyl-Coenzyme A oxidase at 57D distal
Exons: 7
Coding region: 120-2153 (677 amino acids)
Biological process (GO): lipid homeostasis; fatty acid beta-oxidation using acyl-CoA oxidase
Cellular component (GO): peroxisome
Molecular function (GO): FAD binding; acyl-CoA oxidase activity; fatty acid binding
Source: RefSeq, a predicted model, not a curated record
AAUCGUGAAGAGAGGAAGUGUUUAAAAAAAUAUAUUCGCAAACAAAAAUAUUUUAAUUUGAAAAUAUUACAGAAAAUAAUAUUAAUAAAUCUUCUUUUAAUAUAAAAAUCUUCAAAAAAAUGCCCUCACAAAUAUCGAUUGUUCCCAAAACCAUAAAUCCCGAUAUUGCCAAAGAACGUCAACAGGCCACGAUCAGUAGUGAAGAAAUCGCUCAAUGGUUUUAUGGCGGUUCAGACAAAUUAAAAACAAAACGUGAACUUGAACAUAUUCUCUUCGACGAUCUCGAAAAGGGUUAUGGACUCAAACAUGAAUACCUCGAUCAUGUGGGCGUUUAUAAUCGUGCUGUUGAACAAGUGACUACCACAGCUAAAAAAUUACGUAAACUACAAAAAGAAAGAAAUCCUGGAGGAGAUGAUAUCUGGCCAAAAAUGUUAUAUGGUUUGGCCAGUCAUGGUCUAUUUCCUGCCAACAGUCCCGUUUCCACACACAUUACCAUGUUUGUGGAUGUCAUAAAAGGUCAGGGAACUCCAGAACAAGUAGAGAAAUGGGGUAAAGCGGCCGAAAAUUGUAAUAUUAUUGGCACCUAUGCUCAAACCGAAUUGGCACAUGGCACCAAUGUCAGAGGUAUACAAACCCGGGCAGAUUAUGAUCGUAAAACCGAAGAGUUUGUGUUGAAUACACCCUGUUUGCAGGCCUACAAAUGGUGGCCAGGAGGAUUGGGCCAUACUGCCAAUCACGCCAUGGUUGUAGCUCAACUUUACAUUGACGGCCAGCACAAAGGUAUACAAAUGUUUAUUGUUCAACUUCGUGACUUGGAGACCCACAUGCCCAUGCCCGGCAUUGAUAUUGGUGAGAUUGGCAAAAAGGUUGGCAUGGCUGCCGUAAAUCAAGGUUUUUUGGGUCUAAAAAAUGUUUGCAUUCCUCGCACGAACAUGUUAAUGAAAAAUGCCAAAGUAAUGCCAGAUGGUUCAUUUCAACAAAGUCCUGCCUCGAAAUUGUCCUACAUGACCAUGGUCUAUACUAGAUGUUUAAUUGUAAAUUUGGAUACGUCUUAUCUAUUGGAGGCCGCCACCAUAGCUACUCGUUAUGCGGCUGUGAGAAGACAAAGUCCCAUCAAUCCUGAUGACCCUGAACCCCAAAUUAUGGAUCAUGUGACGCAACAAUUGAAAUUAUUUCCCGAAAUUGCUACCGGUUUGGCAUAUCACAUGUCGGCCGAAUACAUGUGGGAAUUGUACAAUCAAACUGUGGAAGAAAUCAAUAACGGCAAAUAUACCCGUUUACCCGAAAUGCAUGCCCUGUCAUGUGCCCUCAAAGUCCUGUGUACUACCGAUGCCUGUGCAGGUAUUGAACGUUUGCGUUUGUCUUGUGGAGGUCAUGGUUUUUUGACAGCAGCCAAUAUUGGCAACAUUUAUGGCAAUGCUGUGGCUGCCUAUACAUAUGAGGGAGAAAACACAGUACUUUUAUUGCAGAUUGCUAGAUUCUUAGUAAAAUCCUGGUCGUACUUAACUGAAGGCAAACCCAUGCUGCUAAGUGUUGAGUAUUUAAGACAAGGCUUACAAACGGACUCCUUCCCCAAGUGGAAUAAUUCAUGGGAAUGUAUUGUCAAUGCUUUGCAAUAUACUGCAGCACAUAAAACCCGAUUGGCUUUUGAAAGUCUGUCGCGUAAAAUGAUGGCCGGACAAACACAACCAGAAGCUUUCAAUAACAGUGGCAUAGCACUUAUACAAGCAGCAGAGCUCCAUGGUCGCCAGUUUGUAGCCGCCACAUUUUUACAACAAAUUACUGGGCCCAAAACUGCCCAUCUUUCAAAGAAUGCCAAAUCAUUUUUAGAAGCUUUAUUGGAACUAUUUUUAGUACAGACAGCCUUGAAACAUAUGAACGAUAUUUUACGCUUCAUUAAUAUCACCGAACAGGAUUUGCAAUCCUUGCAAGAACGCUUGGAAUUGGCUUUACAGAAGAUACGACCCAAUGCUGUGGCUUUCACCGAUGGUUUCGAUUUCCCUGAUGGUGUUUUGAACUCGGUAUUGGGCUCAUAUGAUGGCAAUGUCUAUGAACGUCUAUUUGAAUCGGCAAAAAUGAGUCCUUUGAAUCAUAAACCUGUACCUGAUUCAUUUGAAAAGCAUUUAAAACCAUUUAUGAAAUCAAAUUUGUAAAAAGCAUUUUGUUGUUUGUUAAUUAUUUAUUUGUAAAUAUAAAAUGUACUUUUUUAAUAAACAAAAUUAUAUUAAAGAUAUAAUAAUGGUUGAAUAAA